Molecule: messenger RNA, 513 nt
Organism: Closterium sp. NIES-65
Lineage: Eukaryota; Viridiplantae; Streptophyta; Zygnematophyceae; Desmidiales; Closteriaceae
Source: the annotation of a GenBank genome assembly
AUGGGCAUCCUUUUAUCUCCCAGAAAUCUCCCUUCCUCCCCUUGUACAGGUGGAGGAGAUGGCAUCAAAGAGCCCAUGCGUAGCAUGAAAUCGCACACAAGUGGAGGAGAUGGCAUCAAAGAGCCAUCCGCACUUGGUGCGGCUGCUGGGGUACUGUGUGGACAUGGAUAUGGUUCUCGGGAGGGAGAGCUGACGCUGCACCAGCGCAUGGAUGUGCUGGUGGGGGUGGCGCGGGGGUUGGAGUACCUCCACCAGUUUGACAUCGUGCAUCGAGACAUCAAGCCCGCCAACGUGCUGCUCGACGCCCGCAUGCAGGCGAAGGUGUCGGAUUUCGGGUUGGUGCGCAUGACAGAAGGCACCUUAGUGAAUCCCACCCGAGUGGUCGGCACUCCGGGCUAUUUAUGGUGUGAUGCUGCUGGAGGUGAUUACAACGAUUCCUGUUCCUUGCAGAUUUGCUCAUUCGUCGAUGAGACAAGUGCUCUUGCAGACCCCCUUACCUGCACCUCCUUCUAA